Messenger RNA from Selaginella moellendorffii, 1810 nucleotides. Its product is annotated as nucleolar protein 58. The transcript has 3 exons. Lineage: Eukaryota; Viridiplantae; Streptophyta; Lycopodiopsida; Selaginellales; Selaginellaceae. The record is from RefSeq and is a predicted model, not a curated record. The coding region runs from base 580 to 1671 and encodes 363 amino acids.
AGGGCAGAAUAAAAAGGAGGCCAGGGCUGCCAGCGUGCCCUUUUUUGCUCCCAUUCCCAGACGCUUGCGCCUAGCGGCUAAGCUCUCCUUUAGCACGGCCUAGCAGCAAAUCCUUGGAAUCGCGGGAGCUGGCGGACUGAUUGCGCCCACGCGCCUCGCAUCGUCGCCCCAGCGCCGCCCCCCGCCGCGCCGUGCAUCGCCAUCGCAUCGGCAUCGCGCAUCGAGCGAUAGAGGAGAAAAUUUCCAGGGUUUUUGGUUUUUGUGGUAGCAUUCCCGGGAGCCCCGAUGGAUGAGGGCGCGGGAUUUGGCAGCAGGUGUAGGGAAUUGCGGCCCUGGGCAGGGAUCGCCGGAUUGCGGUGAAAUGUGGCGGCGUGGGAGAUUUUGAGCCUCUUCGUCCCCUCUCCCUUUUCUUCCCUUUUCAUCCCUUUUGGAGAAUCGCUGCAUAGGAGCUGAGAAUUAUCGCAGUGGAGGGCAGUGGGGGCUGUAUGUAAUGGUGCAGUGGUGGCAGCUGAUAGAGCCCACCUCCUCUGGGUGCUGGUGUCGCCACUCCUCUACUAAACGCUCACUUAGGGUUCCUCGAUGUCUCGGUGUCAUCCAUACCCGCCACCGGGAUACGAAAAGAAAGCCACCACCGAGCUCAUUGCGGACAUAGUUCCUGCUGCUCAGGUUGCUACUUCCAAGGAGAAGCACAAGCACAGAGACAAAGAGAAGAAGAAGAAACGAAAGAGGGACGACAAGAAUGAGAAUAAUUCACACAAGGAUAAGCGAUCUAGCAAGAACCAAAAGACGCACGCCAGUAGCAACGAUGUUUCUGGGGGAGAGAAUGGGAGGUUGCAAGCUGCUGCUGAUAGCAAGAGUGCCACUGGCUCGACAAAGGCUGGAAAAGGUUUGCAAGAUGCGAAGCUAUCGGACAGGGUCACGGGGACUGGGACUGGGUGGCAAGAAGCAAAAGCUCCCGAGACUGGGAAGGCCGUUCUCCAGGAAGCGAAAGCGACCGAGACAGGCAAGGUUUUGGAAGCGAGGAGCUCUAGUUCUACUCAAAUCCUGGAUGGAAGCUCCAAUUCCAAGUCCAACUCCAACUCCAAGGCCGGGGUGGCGGCAGCAGUGGCGAGCACUUCCAAGUACGUAGUUACAGACACCGAGAUAAAUGGCAAGGUUCCUUUAGUUAUGGUAAAGCCGCUCGACACCGGGCAAGUAGUAGCACAGCAGCAGGGACAGCAACACCAACACCACCAAGAUCAAAAGAUAGAAGACUAUCGAGGCAAGAGGGAGGAUCAAAAGAGAGAGAACGAUCGGGCGAAGAGGGAGGAUCAAACGAAGGAAGACGAUCGAGCGAGGAGGGAGGAUCAAAAGAAGGAAGACGGUCGAGUAAGACGGGAGGAUCAAGAGCAAAAGCAGGAUACAAAGAAGAAAUCGCCACCAAGUGUGGAGAAGGAGAAGGAGAAGGAGAAGCGGCAUAGAUUUCCAGAGAUCAAGCUUGCCGAGAUCAAGGAGGAGAGGCUUGAGGAGGACGACGCGCACCUCGAGUGGCUGUAUCAUAAGAGGAGAAGGGACGAGGGGAAGAAACCACGGGAGGAAAAGGAGAGGGAGGAGGAAGACGAGGUUUGGGCCGAGGCGCGAUUUCUUCCAGCCGUGGGCGUGUAUGCGUUGCCGUACGUGGUUCCAUACUGAGAGGAGGACGCCUGGUACUUAAGUUUCUCCACGUUUUUUACUUUUUUCUUUCUUUUUUUUUUUUGGCUCCUAGUUUGAAAUGUGGUAUUGGUAACAUUUUUUCAAUGAGAUUUAGGGGCUUAAACCUGCGGACUGUGAA